Molecule: messenger RNA, 5309 nt
Organism: Phaedon cochleariae (mustard beetle)
Lineage: Eukaryota; Metazoa; Arthropoda; Insecta; Coleoptera; Chrysomelidae
Source: the annotation of a GenBank genome assembly
GAACAAAACUUGAGAAGUGCGAAAUUGAAAAUGGCGGCUUUGUGUUUGUUGAGUGUAAUUUCUCGAAUACAAUGCUAAAAGAUAAAAUAAACUCUUAUUUCAUAACAUUAUGUGACUGAAAAAUACGUUAAAUCAAUAUUGUUAAUGCAAUGAUACUCUUCAUUCUCUGAAAAUCGUACUAUUAGCGUAUUAUCGUCAUAAAAUAUACAUCUAUUUAAUUUAUAUUUGGAAGGAUAUUUUGUAAUAAAAUGUAGUGAACGAACGAAAAUGGAAACAAAGUUGUGUAGAAUUUGUGGAAAGUUAGGUCAAAACUUUGUUCAUAUUUUUAAAACAGAAGGACUCCGGAGCAAGAUUGAGACAUGUUUGCCAAUAAUUGUAUCUCCGUAUUGUCUCCUACCAGAUGCUAUUUGUGGGGAAUGCACUGCAACUGUGGACAGCUUCUAUACAUUCAUAAAAAACUGCUUGCAAAACAUCAUCAUACUUGAGGCACAGUAUGAUAUCCAGGAAUCAUGUUUGAAGUCUAAACAGAAGAGAGACAAGGGUUCCAUGGUCGAUUUGAGUCACAGAAAGGCAAACAAAGGUGUCCAGACUGAUGAUUAUUUGGACGUGUUGUCUGGAAGAAGCACCGAUUUGAAAGAGUUUUGCCUAAAUUUUCCUCAAACAUUGACAUUUUUGAACAGCGAAGCCACAUUCCCAAAAAAAUAUUCAGCUUUAGUUGAAUAUGACAUUGAUACAGACUCGAGUUUGGAUGAGAAUAUCUGUAAUGGAAAAGUUGAAUUGAGCAAUGAGUUACAAUCCUUCAAUAAAAUUACGAAAUUUGUCGAUUCUAUUACUAGUAAGGACCUAUUGCCAACAAAAAUACAUUGUUGCAAUGAUUUAGAAAAGGAUUUGAUAAGCGAAAUUUCUGAAAGGAGAAAUUUGAAAAGGAAAAAUGAUGUUAUAGAGGUUUAUAAGCCGAGAAUUUUCAAACCUGAAAUAACGAACAAACGAAAGAACAAAAUACCAAAGAAAAUAGAUACUCAAGAAAUUAGUGAAGAAACAGUAAGUUUCCAAAAACCAGAUGAAGCUGAAAUACUGCAAAGGAAUGAAAUUUGUGAUACCCAAAUCCAAACUGCUACACCAUUUCAGCAUGAAAUAUUGCCAGCUUCAAUGCUGCCUCAAACUUGUCUGCUUUGUGAUACACAGUUCGCUAGUCCAGCUGCAGUGGCAUCACAUGUUUUUGAGGCUCAUGGUAUCGAUAUGGUCUCUGAGAUAGUUUCAUUGGGCUCAGGUGAUUCUUUACCAGAAAAAAGUAAGAAGAAGAUUCCAAACCUCGUCAAGAUUUCAGAUUUGAAGAGAAAUGAUUCAAAUGAUGAGACUCUAGAAAGAAUGAAUGAAGAUCCUCCAACCCUUCAACCAAGCUUCGUCUGUCCGAACUGCCCUGGCAUUUUCACCAGGAAACAGGAUCUGAUGACACAUCUUCGUUUAAAACAUCCCGAGCUUGCUGCUUAUCUUUGUGGCAUCUGUUUGCAACAGUGCACUUCAUACAUCAACCUAACAAGCCAUCUCCAGGUUUGUUCACAGCAACACCAAAUCAAAACCAGAUACAUCUGUCAGGUUUGUCAAUACGGCGACGACAAUUUGAAGUGGCUGGAAAACCACAUUUUGGUCCAUGAUUUCUUGUUCGACACCUGUCGAAAGCAGCUGAAGAUUUUCGAUCCGGAAGAUUACAUUGAAGUCAACGAUAAUUCAGAAAACAGAAGUUCGACACCGGCUACCAAAGGUCUGAAUUGCGCCGAGUGUGGUUUGAGUGAAUUUCAGUCAUUCAAAGAGUUCAGCUCCCAUAGGAGGAAUCAACAUUCGAUUUUCCACUGUGAUUUAUGUAACAAAUUUUACGGUCGCAACUCGCACCUUUGGAAACACGUUAACAGACUCCACAAAAAUCACCCAAGCAUUACUUGUCAAUUGUGUUACAAAACCUCUGCUUCAAAGUAUCAUCUCUUGCAGCAUUUCAAUAAAACCCACAUGAAUAAAGGCCCUAGGAGUGAUAAAGAAGACUUCAUGUCACAGAAGUUUUCCGCUUUCGAUUUUCAGUCUGUAAAACAAAGUUUCAUGAAACAAGAUCUCAUAGAAACCGAGGAACGAAAAGAUGAACUGAGUGAACAAGACGGUGAUUCAAAUGAUCUUCAACAGUGGGAUCAAGAAGAAGAGGAACUGGUUAUGAUGGAAGAGCCAGCUUCAGCUCCGAAAGAAAUCGAUUCGUCCCACAACCUUUACACAAACAUCAUCACAAACUAUACACCGCCUCUGAAUGAAGGUGAUUACAAAUGUCCGAAGUGCUCUAAAGCUUUCCAGAAGAAGUUGCUACUCAAGAAACACAAGAAAAAUUGCAGACCCAGGAAUCAAAAAGAUCUUCUUACUCGAUGCAAGACUUGCUCCAGAACAUUCAAGGAUAGGCAGAGUCUCACCAAACAUUUGGUCAACUAUCAUUCCGAGUACAUUUGUGAGAUCUGCAAUGGAAAAAUGCAGAGCAAGUGUGAGAUCGUGUCUCACAUAAGAUUCCGACACCCCUGUUGCCAUUUGUUCUGCAAGAUAUGUAGGAACGUCCUGAGAAGCAAGGCUGAUAUGCAGGAACAUCUGCACAACCACGUGGAGUCUUACAUCUGUCAGUUUUGUGGCGAUCCGCUACCCAGCAAAAUUAAACUCAAAAUGCACAUACUCAGUCUUCACCGCAAGAUGUUGAGCUUGUCGUGUGGCAUUUGCCUGAAACUAUUUGAAACCCAGCACAUUCUCAGAGACCAUGUUAGAUUGGUGCACAAAAAUCAGUUAGCUCCGCUCACUUCUUGUCCCGUCUGUGGAAAAAACUAUGGAUCGAAGUGGAAGACCUUCGACCACCUCAACAAGUCGCACGGCAGAAUUUUCAAAGCGUGCAAGACUUGCCUAGGAGUAUUUGAAACGGAUGCUCAGCUACAAGCGCACUGCGACCUUACCUCGCACGGAGGCCCUGGGGUCACCACUCCUGCUAACGCGAGUAAAACCAGUAUUACGUCACAAAUGUCUUCUGCAACAAGCGAUAUGGCAGCUAAGAACGAUGAAAGCGACAGCGAGGAAGACGAGCAAACCGACAGCGAGUGUGACAUGGAACAGGAUCUCGAACAGAAGUUCUUGCCACAGGAUACUAAAAUGAUGCUACUGGAGAAACGAAUAUCGGGAGAGAAAGUGAAUGAAGACGAAGCACAAAAACUUCAGACGACUGAUAAGAAAGUCCCCCUCCUUGUCGGAAAGAAGUUACCAUUGAAGAGAGAGGACGACCCAGACCGAAGCAACUCUAGCAAACGUACCGUUUAUGUGAAUAGCAACGACCCGUCGUACUGUGAAAUUUGUCUGAAGACGUGGCCUGCGAAGAAACACCUGUGGCAGCACUAUAUUCGCUGUCACAAAUCCGUGGCGGCUACAGUUUGCGGGAUCUGUCUCCAAACCAACGACACCUACGAGAGCUUACAGAAGCAUCUGCGAGAAACCCAUCCUACUCUGCUACACGGCCAAGGUUACGGAUCGAAUUUCAUUUGCAGGAUCUGCGGGAGAUACCAUAACGCGAGUUCAAAGUUGAGACUGCACAUGGUCAUCCACGAAAACUUCGAUUGGAGAACAUUGGACGAUCCGAACAAGCCGACGAGGAUGGAUAGCGACGAAAACCCCACGUCUAAUGGAUUCAAGGACGCCAAAGAGGAGCCGCACGGCGACAUUAACUAUGACAGCUUGAUUGAGCAAGUGGAAUGUUCCUCGCAGUCCGAAAACGAGGAUUUCGAUCGCGAAAUGCCGCAGGGCGAAGCGAGGCAGGCAGAUUCUUCCUCUGAAGAGGAGGAUAGUGAUGGGUCGGCUAUUUCGGAAGUGCAGGUCGCUAUCGAAGAAAAGCCGGCUCUGACCAACCCGUUGGAGUAUACCAUUUCUAGCGACGAUUCCAGCUCGAGCUUUAGCAGCAAAACCCACUCGUCCGACGAAGAGCGGUCUUUUUCCUCUCAGAGCAAGUCCAACUCCAACACCGCGGACUCGUUGUCGAACAGCAACGUUUUUUGUCGGAAGCCAGAAGAGUUGGACUCGGCCGUGCAGUCCAUCAGCUAUGAGUGUAUGGAGCCAGAGGAUCUCAAUGUCGAGGAUAAUUAUUGUGAUAUGCAGAAUCCUUGUCUUAACGAUAACGAGAUUGAGUCGGCUGUCGGUAGUAUUCUUUAGAUUUCUGUGUUUGUCUUAUAAGAGUUUGUGUUUUUAAUGUUUGAAAGAUUCCAUGCCAUUAUUUAGGUUUGAUUGAGGGGCCUGACACGUUUUAAAAAGUAGUCCCAGGAUUUGCAUUGCAUGAUAAUGAAAACCAUGAGUAUUUUAUCGUAUAUUUUCUGGAAGAAGCAUUAUUUUGUAUCUUAAUUUUUGUGUUCCAAAAAAUAUAUUAGAAGAUUGACUAAUUCAAGCACUACUCAUCAGGAGAUAUUGUGUUGAUUAUUAAAUGUUUUGAUAGAUUGAUCAAAAUAAUGCCAUGUAUUCCAAAAGGUGUCCCAACAAGAGUUAGCUGAUUUGAAAUUAGAGCCACUUCAUCAUGCGGUAGUUUUUGACUGCUGUCAAGUGAAUACACCAAAUAGAACAAAUGACACUCCACCAAAGAAAGAUGAUGGUGGGAUGAAUAUCAAUUCAAUUUGCAUUUUGUAUAUUUUUAUAGAAAUGUGAGUGUGAGCGAGAGAAAAUCAUAAGAUGAGGAUUUGCCUACUAAAUUAUAAUUUUAUAAAAAUUUCGAGAUAUAGUCCUGGACAAUGGUCUAUCCGGGAGCAUAUUGCAUCCACAUUUCAUAACACCCACAUUGUGUUGUUCCCAAAUUUCGAAAUUCACAGUCUCCAAACGUACCCGAAGAAUGCACUGGUGCCAAAUACUAUGCAAUAUACGUAAUCUUCCGAAAAUUAUACUUUCUAGGAAGAAUGCUCAGUCAAGCCGAGUUAUGUUAUAUUGUUUAUAAAAAGUUCCAUUUUCUUAUGCAGAAAGGAUUAAUUGUCCUUACAUUACGUCUUUGGAAUUCAUAGAGCCAUAGAGGAAUUUUCGACACAUUGUGUUACACCUACAUUUGGUAACAGUGCAUUCUUCGGGUAUGUUCGUGGUUCACUGAAUUUCGAGAUCGUAAAUUUUACCAGUAAUCAUUUUUCGAAUUCUAGUUUUUCUGACUGAAGCUGUGUAAUUAUUGUUCAUGAAGUUAACCAAAUAGAUGAGGUAACCGUUUAAUGUAGGAAUACAUCAUAUACACAAUGACGAAUUUUCAGUGUUGAAUAAGAAAAUUAAAACAACAGUUAUCAUUG